GCUGCAGCUCCAGGAAGUGCUUCUAGUGAGGACGUGUCUGUGCCGGGCUGAGCUGCUGCUGCUGCUGGGCUCCGGUGAGUGGCCAGUCCUUCCAGCUGUUGGGAUCGCUGGCAUUUUCGGAGCCAGCCAUGGCUGACUCGACUGGGGUGUUGGAGCAGCUGCAGAGGCGCAUUCGAGAGCUGGAGGAAAAGCUGGCCCGGGAGACGGGCGGCGGGCAGACCCAUCGGGUGCGGAUCGAGAGGAUGAGCCCGGAGGUGACGGACUCCAACCCAUACAGUCGCCUCAUGGCACUCAAAAGAAUGGGAAUUGUGAAGGAUUAUGAGAAAAUCCGUACCUUUGCAGUAGCAAUUGUAGGCGUGGGUGGAGUUGGCAGCGUGACAGCUGAAAUGCUGACAAGAUGUGGCAUUGGUAAGCUGCUCCUGUUUGAUUAUGAUAAGGUGGAGUUGGCAAAUAUGAACAGGCUCUUUUUCCAACCCCAUCAAGCAGGGCUAAGUAAAGUAAAAGCGGCAGAGCACACCUUGAGGAGCAUCAAUCCUGAUGUCCAGUUUGAAGUACACAACUACAAUAUCACAACGGUGGACAAUUUUCAACACUUUAUGGAUAGGAUAAGCAAUGGUGGAUUAGAAGAUGGAAAACCUGUUGAUCUUGUAUUGAGCUGUGUAGAUAAUUUUGAAGCUCGCAUGGCGAUUAAUGCAGCCUGUAAUGAACUUGGACAAAUAUGGAUGGAAUCCGGAGUGAGUGAAAAUGCAGUCUCCGGUCAUAUCCAGCUGAUCAUACCUGGUGAAUCUGCUUGUUUUGCGUGUGCACCUCCGCUUGUCGUAGCAGCAAACAUCGAUGAGAAGACGCUAAAACGGGAGGGAGUUUGUGCUGCCAGCCUUCCGACCACUAUGGGAGUGGUUGCAGGCCUUCUUGUACAAAACGUACUUAAAUACUUGUUAAAUUUUGGCAGUGUGAGCUUUUACCUUGGCUACAAUGCGAUGCAGGAUUUUUUCCCCACCAUGACAAUGAAGCCAAAUCCACAGUGUGAUGACCGAAACUGCAGAAAGCAGCAAGAAGAGUACAAGAAAAAAGCAGCAGCAAGACCAAAAGAAGACAUCUUUGUAGAAGAAGAAGAAGAAAUAAUACAUGAAGAGAAUGACUGGGGCAUUGAGUUGGUCUCGGAGGUUUCAGAAGAAGAGAUGAAAGCUGCUUCUGGUUCAGCUCUUGAUCUUCCGGAAGGAAUCAUGCCAGCGUACACGAUACCAGACAAGGAAGAGAAAUCUAUAGAUGAAGCACCUGUUACAGAGUCAGAGGAAAGUCUAGAAGAACUGAUGGCUAAGAUGAAGAGCUUGUAAUACAAAUGAUUCUUCAAACAUUAGCUGCUCACAUCAUGAAGAUGAUUUUUGUAACCUACUUGCUCUUACACUGUGAAAGGUGGUAUUUGAUCAUGUACUUACUAAUUAAAUAAUUUAAAAUAGUUGCAGGCUUUGACUUCCAAGAAGAUAUGAGGGUCCACAUUUCCAAUGAAACGUAAGAGGACAAGAAGACCAAUUGUGGCAUAAAAUGUAGGGUGCCAGCAGCCUUUUUAGACCUGUUUAAGGAUGGAUAAAUUUACUGGUGGUAAACAUUUGUCUAGUGCUAUCAAAUUAAAAUGUUAGAAUUUUAAAAGAGCAUUCAUUCAGCUAAGCUUCUGUUUCAGAAAAUGAAAUUCUUCAAUGUUUGUUCUAGCCCUUAAUACUUCUAAAGUGCCAUUAUUAUCACUUCAAGUGUGUCACACUUGUCUGUUACUCAUUCAUACAACAGUCCGGGUAUACUUUGGCAGUAUUUAGCUCACCUCUGCAUAUUUUAUGGACCCCUAUGUGUUUCCUGAUUUGGGAAUCAAAAUGAUCUUGAUAUAGUUUGAGGUGAGUUGAAAAACUGUUGAAGGUGGAACAUACUGCUAGCCUUAGCUGAGCAGCAACAAAAAACAUCUCUAUGGCAGCUCAACAGAGCAGAAGAAAAAUGUGGGGGUGCUAACAGGUUCAGUUAUCUGUUUGAAGACUUGUAUCUGAACAAUUGCAUUCCCAUCUCUGUGUUGUAACAAUGAUUUAACUCAACUGCUGUUGUUCACGUACCUGUCAUGCUUAACUAGACACUAUCACAUGAGAGGCUCUGAAAAGUUACUUUGAAAUGAGCAGUGUCCAAUGACACCCUAAGCAUGGAGCAGUUUAGUCUCAUUUGAUAUUUAAAGAGAGGCAAAAAGAAAGAACAACAGCCUUUUCCGCACAUGCAGAAUAAUCCACAUUCAGUCCACUUUCACAAUUGUUUGAAAGUAGAUUUUGCUAUUCCACACAGUAAAAUCCAGCUUCAAAAUGGAUUGAAAGUGGAUUGAGAGUGCAUUAUUCUGCAUGUGCAGAUAUUUGCUGGGUUUUGAUGGAUGGAAAAUUGAUGGAUGGAAAAUGAUACUGACGCUCAGAACUAGAUAGUCCUGAGCUCUAAAUUAAAGUGGUCUUUGGCAAAUUGCAUAUGAAAGCAUUUGGAGCGGAAGGGGCCUUAGAGACAGCAAGGCCCUUAAAAAGGUGGUUUGAUGCUACAAAUUACUCCCUGUGCGCACAGAUUAUUUCUGCUUUAUUUUAAACAGCUUUUCUUACUUUAAUAAUAUUUAUUGAUAUGUUUUAGGUACAUUGUUAAAUUUGAUACGACCUCAAACAGAGAAGCGUGCUUAGAAUUAACGGUAUUAAGUACACUUAACAGUUUUGAAUUGUGAUAACUUUUUAGACACUUCUAAUAAACUACAGCUUGGUUGACUGGAAGGAUGUUUUUAUAGCUGUUUGCAGACAUUUGCUGGGUUUUGAUGGAUGGAAAAUUGAUGGAUGGAAAAUGAUACUGACGCUCAGAACUAGAUAGUCCUGAGCUCUAAAUCAAAGUGGUCUUUGGCGAAUUGCAUAUGAAAGCAUUUGGAGCACUACAAGGUUAGCUGAAGCCAAAGAGGCUUCUACAAAAAGAACUUUCGAAUGUUGAUAGUGAACGGUCUCGAGUUAUAUUGUGACUUAAAUUCAGCAUUCCUUAUAUGCUCUGCACUUACUAUUGCAGUACAUUGUGAGUUUAAAUGGGAUAACCAUUUUGCUUGGAAGUAAAUUAUUAACUGGGGAGUUCUAUGGCAGCUAACUAGCUUUUCCGUGGCCAAUACUUUUACAAAAUGCAAGGGUUUGCUAAAUGUAUUUACAACCUGGAGUGAAGACGUUAAAAAACCUCUAUCAUUGUAGUGUUUACUUUUGUUCUGAAUCUGGAUCAUCUUGCUGAUGUGUGUGGUUUUUUUGUACAAACUCUUCUCUGCUUGUGUUUGGAAAAGUAAGCAAAUACACAUUAAAGAAACAAAAUGAA
Messenger RNA from Sphaerodactylus townsendi, 3342 nucleotides. It is a transcript of the gene UBA5, whose product is annotated as ubiquitin like modifier activating enzyme 5. The record is from RefSeq and is a predicted model, not a curated record. Gene Ontology annotation, molecular function: UFM1 activating enzyme activity. Gene Ontology annotation, cellular component: cytoplasm; cytosol. NCBI's taxonomy places the organism in Eukaryota, Metazoa, Chordata, Lepidosauria, Squamata, Sphaerodactylidae. Gene Ontology annotation, biological process: protein ufmylation. The coding region runs from base 129 to 1334 and encodes 401 amino acids. The transcript is spliced from 12 exons.